Oldenlandia corymbosa var. corymbosa is the source of this 3389-nucleotide messenger RNA. The record is from the annotation of a GenBank genome assembly. NCBI's taxonomy places the organism in Eukaryota, Viridiplantae, Streptophyta, Magnoliopsida, Gentianales, Rubiaceae.
AUGGCUCAACAGCAGCAGCAAAAUAACCACCAUCACAGCCACCUCCACAGUUCUUCCGCCGCCGCCGUAGAUGGCGUUUCACCGCGAGUUAGCAGCCCAAGAUUCUCGGGUCCAAUGACACGCAGGGCUCACUCAUUCAAACGCAAUAACCACGCCAAUAUCAAUUCCCAAGCCACCCAAAAUGGUGUUAGCAGUAAUAAUAAUACGAACGGUUCUUUAGGCGAGCAUGAGAUUAAUCUCCCGCUUUACUCACCCAGAUCUGAAACUCAUAGUCGUGGGAAUUCAGCUGAUGGGUUGGAGGGUAUACUUGAAAAGAAGCAGACCCGUUUGGGGAAACUGACUCAGAGAGUUCAUUUGAAUAGAAAAAUCGGAUCUUUGAAUGUGGAGUUUGGGUUGGGAUUGGAGUUGAAGGAGAGGAAAAAAUUGGGGCAGUGGAUGUUUUUCGCGUUCGGCGGGAUUUGCUUGUUUUUGGGUAUUCUCAAGUUUUGUGCUAAUGGAUGGUUUGGAUCCGCCAUUGAAAGGAUUGACUCCAAUCAGGAAUACUAUGACUCUAGAUACACGCCGCUGAAUCUUAGAGAUCAUAGUGCUGAUGAACAUGGAUAUAUGCAAGCAGAAAUCAAGGAUGAUGAUGUAGGCAUAAGAAGUGAAGUGAAGCAAACUGAAACACUACUAAUACCAGGCUUAGUUCACGACAAUAAUGCUGCAACUGACCAUUUAGGUAUAUGGUCCAAACCAGAUAGCGAGAAUUACACUCAGUGCGUUGAUCUGCCUAAAAGCCACAAGAAACUGGAUGAGAAGACGAAUGGUUAUAUCUUGAUAAAUGCAAAUGGCGGCUUGAAUCAGAUGAGAUUUGGGAUCUGUGACAUGGUCGCUGUUGCUAAAGUCUUGAAGGCAACUCUUGUACUUCCAUCCCUUGAUCACACGUCAUACUGGGCUGAUGAAAGUGGCUUCAAAGAUCUGUUUGACUGGGAGCAUUUUAUUGAGUCUCUGAAAGAUGAUAUUCACAUAGUCGAGGCAUUGCCACCCGAAUAUUCUGAAAUUGAACCUUUCAACAAAACACUCAUCUCCUGGUCUAAGGCUAGCUAUUACAAAUCAGAAGUCCUCCCACUUCUAAAGCAGCAUAAAGUAAUCUAUUUUACUCAUACUGAUUCGAGGCUUGCCAACAAUGGUAUUUCUAGUUCUUUACAGAAGCUAAGAUGCAGAGUAAAUUACAGAGCUCUGAAAUACUCAGCCAAAAUCGAGGAUACGGGGAAAACCUUGGCUUCAAGAAUGCGACAGAAUGGAAGUCCUUAUCUUGCUCUUCACUUAAGGUUUGAGAAGGAUAUGCUGUCUUUUACAGGCUGCAGUCAUAAUUUGACAGCAGAAGAAGAUGAAGAAUUGCGAAAGAUGCGGUACGAAGUGAGCCAUUGGAAGGAAAAAGAAAUUGAUCCAGUUGAGAGAAGAAAGCUCGGUGGAUGCCCUUUGACUCCCAGGGAGACAGCACUUUUGCUUCAAGGACUAGGAUUUCCUUCCAGCACCAGAAUAUACCUGGUAGCAGGGGAAGCUUAUGGAAAAGGAAGCAUGCAGUAUCUGAUAGAAAGCUUCCCGAAUAUAUUCUCCCAUAUGACUUUAUCUUCUGAGGAAGAACUGAAUCCUUUUAGGAAUCACCAGAACAUGCUGGCCGGUUUGGACUAUGUAGUGGCCCUCGAUAGUGAUGUGUUUGUCUACACUUAUGAUGGGAAUAUGGCUAAGGCAGUCCAAGGUCAUAGGCGCUUUGAGGGCUUCAAGAAAACAAUUAAUCCGGACAGGAUGAGAUUCGUCAAAUUAGUUGAUGAUCUUGAUGAAGGAAAGAUUACCUGGAAAAAGUUCAGUUCAAAGGUCAAAAAGCUUCAUAAGGAUCGUGAUGGAUCCCCCUAUCUGAGGGAGCCUGGUGAAUUCCCUAAGCUGGAGGAGAGCUUUUAUGCAAAUCCAUUACCUGGCUGUAUAUGUGAGAAAAGCCAUGUAAAUUUGAAGACAACGUAAGUUGUGCUAGUUAGAUCUUCGGUGAAGAAUUAUGAAGACUGUUCUGGAAAAACGUGAGACCACUGAUUUAACGAUUAGCAUUGACGGUCAAUUUCUGUUAUUGCCGAGAAUGCAACCUUGGACAGACGACAGGUAGCUUCUGAAGCUUUGACUGGAAUCAAGAGGUAUCUGGCCGCUGGCGCUACACUUUGUUUUAUGAUGAAGUUCAUUAAGCCACAUUGAAGUCAGUGGCUUUCCACAGAUUACUGGGGCAUACUAAUUGCACCUUGAUGAUACUAAUACAUCUUUGUAAGAUACACAUUCCACAUUAGAAGGAUUUUUGUGAAUCGAUUUUGAAGUUGAUGAACUUACAUAUAUCAAUGAUACGUAAUUGUACACGUACUAGCUGAGGAAAAAGUGUUAAAUAUAACACCUUAGUUUGCAUCAUUACUUCGAGUGAUUUGAAUUUCCUAGAUCUCUUUUAGUUAAUAGCAUGCUAUGUUGACUAGACAAGUAGAAGAGUUAAAGAACUAGUAAAUAUGUUGAACAUAUGAUUUACUAGACUGAUAUAUCAUAAAGCAGAGUACCCAGUGACAUCUCUUGUCAAAGGCAAAUAGAUCUUAUUACUGUUACAUAGUUUAAUAGUCGUCAAAAUUCCCCGGUGACGAUCAGGAUGACUGGAAGAAAACAAUCACCGUCAUAUUAGAUGAUGAUGUAUGAUCAAACAGGUUGAUAAGUUAAUUAGUUCCACCAAACAACUUCUUAAGCCUCUUGACUUCUCUGAUAGCAAGCAAUGUGGUGUUGGCCACAAUUGGAGUCGGCAAAUCAUUCUGGAACCAGGCCGAGUCUACUAUCUGGAUACGCGGGUUGUCGCUGCCAAAGCUUGCAUAAACCACUGCAGGUAUCUUACCAAUGUUGAUUUGGAAAUGCAGCAAUCCCUGUGGAAAAACAAAGAUAUCACCAUUCCUGAGAGUUUGGAUAUAGACUCGAUUGUCGCUAGAAGCCACGAAGCCGACUUUGAUAAUUCCUUGUGUCACAAGAAUGAUCUCUGAGGCUCCAGGGUGAGUGUGAAAUGGUACUACACCGCGCACCUCUAUAUCCACCCGGGCAAAGGAGAUUCCCAGACCGUUCACACCAGCAAAAACGGGAGCAAAAGCAGGGGUCACCAUUGACCGGAAGACGUUGUCAGUGUUGCCUUUAGCAGCCAAGGAGUAAAAGAAAUCCUUGGCAACCACUUGAGACGGAUUUUUGCAAGAGAAACCUGCUGGUCCAUUAGGCAAACUUGGGUCCGCGACGCAGAAGUCCACCACUGAAGCCUCAGUUGUAAAGGCGACAGCAGUGAGGAGUGAAAGAAACAGGAAGGUACGCAUCGACAUCUUCAUUUUGUUCUCGCUAAAGGGACGUGGCGA